Lactuca virosa is the source of this 526-nucleotide messenger RNA. NCBI's taxonomy places the organism in Eukaryota, Viridiplantae, Streptophyta, Magnoliopsida, Asterales, Asteraceae. The record is from the annotation of a GenBank genome assembly.
CUUAUGUGUACAGUUCAGUGAAGCAGAGACAAAUUUUAGGUUUGAAAUGAUAGCAUUGGAUGCCAGACAACUUGUUAAAUGGAGCAAAUUUUUGUCACAAAAUUCAAUCAUAUCCUCAAUUUAAAACCUUAAUUCUUCCGUUCUCAAAAUGAAGAGGAUUCAGAUUCUAUUCCCUUUUCUCCUAUGUUGCCUCCUCCUUCUGCCAUUUCCAUCGAAAGUUCAUGCAACUAAACCAGUUGAUUUUAAGGUUCGGUCAGCACACCAUAGCUUAAAUCCGGGCAGCAUAUACGGCUCCACUCAGGAAGGGAAGAAGGCAUAUAAACAACCAUCCGGGCCAAACCCAGUGGGGAACCAUGGACCACCUUCAAGGAGAUGAAACACAAGUAUAAAUGGAACAAUUGAAUAACUUUUGAAGUUUCAGAAGGUGAGAAGUCUAUGGUAAUUUAGAAGAGAAUGUAUCAAGGGAAUUCUGAUUAUUGUAUAAAGAUGAUAAGUUAGUAAUAAGGGAGGCUUUGUAUUUCCUCUG